Messenger RNA from Kalmanozyma brasiliensis GHG001, 2970 nucleotides. Its product is annotated as Heterokaryon incompatibility Het-C. Lineage: Eukaryota; Fungi; Basidiomycota; Ustilaginomycetes; Ustilaginales. The transcript has a single exon. The record is from RefSeq and is a predicted model, not a curated record. The coding region runs from base 1 to 2970 and encodes 989 amino acids.
AUGAAAGACGAAGCUUUGAAGGAACGACUCCGACUGCUGCGUCAAGGAAAACAGCCUGAAGCGCAACCAGCUUCAUCUUCUCUUCAAGCCUCCACAGCCCCGACACAAAAUCGAUCGUCCACUGCGGUCCCAGACCCAGAUCAGCUUCUGUUUGAACGGUUCCGCAAGCUCAAGCCUGCCGAGACGUCCCAGCCUCACGUUUCCGAGCCGUCAGCCCCAGUGCGCCGCACGGUUCCCACCGCCUCGCAUAUAAAGCCACAAGACGAGCAGGACGAGAUUGACGCCCUCAUCCGAUCUACGCAAGACCAGCUAGAUCUCGAGCAAUCCACCUCGGAUCCCGGGCUUGACUCAUACGCCGACUCUGAUCACCUUUCAGACUCGGACAUCGAACAGGACAUCGACGCGGUCACAAAGGACGCCGCAGAGAUCAUCAACGCCGUUCGCGACGAGCUCGCCCUCAAACAACACUCACAUUCCAGUCAAACUUCAACAGACGACAUCAUCUCUGACUCUGCGCCUCAAGCGGAAGAGCCAGUGCAGCCUACCAUGAUGCGCACCAACUCUCAAAUCGAGAAAGCCCUUGCGGACGCUGCUCAAGACUCGGAAGUGUUCGCCUCGAGCAAUGCUCCCGUCAACGACUCCGACCGAGCCGCGCCUACUGCUGGCGCCAACAAGACGCGCCGCAAUUGGCUCGGCGGUCGCUUCUUCUUUGUCGCGAUGCUGACCCUGCUCAUCGUGGCCCUGUCUUCUGUCCCCGGUGCUUACGCAUUCGGUGCCGGCAACAUCCCUUCCUUCGCCUACAUGGAAGGCAAGGCGUUCCGACACGGAGACAUCGAAGACAUCCUCGAGGACCUCUUCAAAAAGGCCGGCGGCUCUCUCUUUGGCUCGAGCAAGUUCGGAGGUCUCGACAUCAAGCGCACCUACUUCGGCAACUGGCUGCGCGACUACAGUCAGGCCAUGGACGUCGCUGCUCUGCAAAAGAUGGGCAAGCGCCAGAUCCUCAACAUCGUCAUGGUGCUCGGCUUCCUCGCGCACGGCUAUGCCACCGCCGAGUUCGAGGUCACGGACGACAGACUAGGCGUAUACCUUCCCGAAGAGCACCUCGACAACCCCAAAGGCUACGCCGACGGCAAGGACGCUCGCCAGUUCGACCCUCGUCUGCGUGAGCCCGUGAACCCUCAGGAGCUCGAAGUCGAUCCUCGUUCGGGCAUGAAGAACUAUCUGGCCAACGAGAACGGUCACUGGCGCACGGGAUCCGGACUUAUCCGUCGCACGCUUACCCGAGUCAUCGAAAUGGGUCGUCGCGCCCGUGAGUCGGGACAAGACUCUGACCUAUACGAAGCCUACCGCCUCCUCGGCCAGGCGCUGCACACGCUCGAGGACUUUCCCGCGCACAGCAACUGGACCGAGCUCGCACUCCACCGUCUCGGUCACCGCAACGUCUUCCUCCACGUCGGCGAUAAUGUCAAGGUUCGUGCUCCGGACGGCACGCAAGUCGCACCCAUCGUCACGGGCACCUUCGGCAGCGCCGACUUCAUGCACUCGAUGCUAGGCGAGGCGCAGGACCAUCUCUCGGAAGCGUCGAUCUCGGACCUGAACAAGGCCAUGGACAACGCCAAGCGUCAGUCGAGCGGAAGCAACCGCAGUCCCGUCCAAGACCUGCUCGGCAUGCUUGCCAAGAUCCCCGGAGGCAGCUCUGGCGGCAACGUCUCACGCGAUCUCGAAGACGUCUCUCGCGGUCCCGUCAGCGAUCCCGCCAACAUGUCUCCGCAAGAAAUGUACGCCAACCUGUGGAAGAUCCUCGAGCUGCGCGAUCGCAUCAUGAAGAGCAUCGAAGGCACCAUCGAGAAGAUCCCCGGUCUGAGCAGUCUCGUCGAAAAGCUCACCAACGAGCUCAACAUCUUUGUCUUCACGCUGAUCGAGCCGUACGCCAAGCCGAUCAUGCAGCAGGGCAUGUCGGCGCUCAAGCUGGGUUCCGGAGCGGUGAUCAACAAGCAGGAGCAGUACGAGGUGUUUGACAACCCCAACGCGUCCGAUCCGACCCACUCGAUGUUGUCCAAGGACCAUUUCGGGUUGAUUCUCAACGAGGUUGCGGGCAAUGUGGCGAAGAUCAUUGUGAGGAACACGGUGACGAAGGUGGUCAGGGCUUGGGAUGAUCGAAGUUUGGAUCCGGCGAGGGUGGCGGAUGAGUGUCUGGCGGUCAUGUUCCACCCGUACUGGUUUAACCAGGGAGCGACGGUGCAGAAGGAGAUGAUGGACUACGUUGCUGACUGGGCGCGAUCGCACGGUACCGAGAUCGGACGACUGAGCAAGCAGUCUGUGCGAAACCACACCAAUACGCGUUCGGGUAAAGCCGAACCGCACAGUCACGGCAACGACCAGCCCAACAUGGGCUCGUUUAUGGGCGGGGGCAACAGUCAGGCUGCGCACAGCUUUGGUCAGCAGCACCACUCCUCCUAUGGCGGAGGUGGUGGUGGAGGAGGAGGAGGCAGCAUUGGCACGCAGAUGGCAGGGUAUGCGAGCAACUACGUGUCGAACCAGGUGCACGGUCUUGUUGGCGGCCGCAUCCCGGGUGGCGGGAUGUUCAGGGAUCUCCCUGAAGGCGGGGCUGGUCCGGAUGGUUACGAAGGUGGAGAGCCACCGUAUGGUGGGAAUAGCAGACCGUCGUUCCCCGAGGCGGAGCCGACGGGUCAUCAGCGAUACGGCAGCGGCGGCAGUGCGGGUGAGUACUACGCCCCGCCUGGAGGCCCUCCCGGCGGUCAGGGUGGAUAUGGUCAGCCGCAGUAUGGUGAACAGCAAGGGUACGGUCACCAACAGCAGGGUUAUGGCCAGCCACAGCAGGGCUACGGUCAGCCACAGCAGGGGUAUGGUCAGCAGCAGCAGUACCCGCCUCCAGGAGGAUACGGCCAGCAGGGCGGAUACAACAACCAGCAGGGCGGCUACGGCGGUGGCUACGGCGGCGGAUACUGA